Topomyia yanbarensis is the source of this 1874-nucleotide messenger RNA. Its product is annotated as transcriptional adapter 2B-like. The record is from RefSeq and is a predicted model, not a curated record. Gene Ontology annotation, biological process: regulation of transcription by RNA polymerase II; chromatin remodeling. Gene Ontology annotation, cellular component: SAGA-type complex; nucleus. Bases 1 to 1509 code for a protein of 502 amino acids. Lineage: Eukaryota; Metazoa; Arthropoda; Insecta; Diptera; Culicidae. The transcript has 5 exons. Gene Ontology annotation, molecular function: zinc ion binding; transcription coactivator activity; chromatin binding.
AUGAUCGGAGACAACUGCAUUUAUAAUCGAGUUAAAACGUUAAUUUUCGUAUAUUUUCGCUACUUUUUCAUCGUAGAGUUGUUUGCCAAGUAUACAUGCACAAAUUGCCAGGAAGAUAUCCCGGGAAUACGGGUGCAUUGCGUUGUUUGCUCUGAUUUUGAGCUCUGUCUCGCGUGUUUUGCCGCAGGUGCCGAGAUCGGACCGCAUCGCAAUGACCAUUCGUAUCAGUUCAUGGACUCGGGCAUUCUGUCAAUUUACCGUGGCAAAGGUGGCUGGUCAGCCCGGGAGGAACUCCAUCUUUUGGAUGCCAUUGAGCAGUAUGGCUUUGGCAACUGGGAAGACAUAAGCAAACACAUCGAAACACGUACAUCUGAAGAGGCUAAGGAUGAGUACGUAUCGAAGUUUCUCAAUGGGACGGUAGGACGCCAUACUUGGACAAUGGCAACCGACCACCGUCCAAAGCUGACUGAUCAUACUUCCGAUGACACGGGCCCUCUAAGUCAGCUACUAACACAGAAGCUUCCACCGAUGGACUGCAGCAGUGAAGAAGCAGCUGCCCUAGGAUAUAUGCCCAAUCGGGACGAUUUUGAACGGGAAUAUGAUCCAACAGCUGAGCAACUUGUGUCCACUUUGUCACUCCAGCCGGAUGAUGAAGAUGUAGAUAUGCUGUUGAAGUUGGCACAGGUUGAUAUCUAUACUCGAAGACUGCGCGAGAGGGCUAGACGGAAACGUGUUGUCCGUGAUUAUCAAUUGGUCGCAAAUUUCUUCCGGGGUAAUGCCAAGCGAGCCAAGAUGAAUCGCGAUCAGCGCGAGUUCCGUGAACGGUUGCGAACUUUUUCUCAAUUUUAUACUUCAAAAGAAUUUGAAAAUUUGAUCGCGUCGCUCGAACGCGAGCGAGGUCUUCGCAUACGGUUGUCCGAGUUGAAUCGAUACCGCUGGAACGGACUUCAACGAAUGGAUGAAAGUGUCCACUUUGAGCAGCAUGCGGCGGCCGCGCAACAUAGGAACACUGGACCCUAUGGGCACGGACGUACGGACAACCGAAACAAAGGCGCCUCAUGCGAAACAAACAAGGGAUCCUUGGCGUUGUCCAGCUCGCAGAUAGCAAGAAGAAGCGAAAACGACGGCCGAAACUUAAAUUCCACCGGCCAAAGGCUCACGCACCACAUCGACGACCGGGUCUUCUCCGACGGCUCAUUCAACAACAGAAACUACUCGGAUAGCUCACGGGGAACGGAUCCGUCGAGGCACCACGGGCAGUCCAAUCUCCACGGCAACCAGGUGUUUCCGGAUCCGGCUCUGCUGCAGCAGCCCGGCGUAAAGCUACUAACGUCAAACGAACUGCAGUUGUGCAACUCCCUCAAUCUGCCAGUCACUCGAUACCUUAGCCUCAAAACUGUAUUGCUUGGCCGUCCCUCGCUGGAUCACGGAAUCAGUUCAGUCGCGGAGGGGAUGGUGAAAAAGUAUCUCAUCAAAUCGGGAUGGCUGCAAACAAGCCCUCAAAACUAAUAUGUGGGAUGAAAUAUUUGCGGUAAUCUCAAGUUAAAUGGUCGAAAAAAUGCAACAAAAUAUUGGUAUCUAAAUACAUACUGCCAUCUCACACAUUUUCGAUAUGACGUCGUCAACGAUCAAAUUAUACUCGUUAUUCCAAGGACAGUUUAGCAACAAUUAUUAUAGUAAUCAAUUUAAAAAUUUUAGCAUAACGGAUGAUGUCAAAUAAGUCGUACACGUAGAUUGUCACUUUGAGCAAAUCAGUGGUUAGCAAAAGUAACUCCUAUUCAGAACUGCAGACAAAUGUAUCAUGUGGACGCUGUGUAUUGUUGUAAAUAGUCAGCCUAAUAAAUUAUUGUCACGUUACGAUUCCCAUGUGCAAA